CUGCAAGCCAAGUGCGGUUGCAUGCCAAGCCCCCUCAGGGAGCCAGUCGCAGAUGUUCGGGACAUUGCAGAUGAACCGCAGUCCUGCAUUUACAGGGUUCUCUGCAGCGGCGUCAAAUCUCCUGGGAUGGCUGUACUGUGGUUGUGUCAAGUUUGGCUCUAUCAGUGCUAUGGCACGGGCUACGGUGCGCCAGCCCUCGACAACAUGCCGGCAAGAUCGAUUCCGGCUCAAAGAUAGUAAGCGUCGCCGGAGCUGGACCCUCACAUUUGCGACUCUGGUUCUCUCUUCCUCUUACUCCAGUCUCAUGAUUAUUCCUAUGAAUGUUCUCCCUACUUCUGCGUGUCCUGUACUUCACUCCUCUUACCCGUCCUUCCCCAACCACUCGUUAUAGUUGCCUUCCACGACCCACGAGCAGCUACCCACAAUACAUCUGUCCCAGCCAUCAGGACGCAAAAUAUCCCUGAAACGCACCCAUCCAGUCAUUU
Parathielavia appendiculata is the source of this 485-nucleotide messenger RNA. RefSeq lists its product as uncharacterized. The record is from RefSeq and is a predicted model, not a curated record. Bases 53 to 391 code for a protein of 112 amino acids. The transcript has a single exon. NCBI's taxonomy places the organism in Eukaryota, Fungi, Ascomycota, Sordariomycetes, Sordariales, Chaetomiaceae.